Molecule: messenger RNA, 189 nt
Organism: Perkinsus marinus ATCC 50983
Lineage: Eukaryota; Perkinsozoa; Perkinsida; Perkinsidae
Exons: 3
Coding region: 1-189 (62 amino acids)
Source: RefSeq, a predicted model, not a curated record
AUGCCUCCACCGGUGGUGGCGUUCGCUCUCGGCAGUCUAGGGUUCCUCACACCACACUCUUUCGAAAAGUAUCGAGAGCUCCUUAACAAGGUCUUUGACGCACCAGUAGAGGAUGUACUCAAGGCGAAUGAUGAGGAAAAAUCAAAGUUAGACAGUGGACCAGCGCGAUCGGGCUUGUCGGGUAUCUAA